Alternaria conjuncta is the source of this 756-nucleotide messenger RNA. RefSeq lists its product as uncharacterized. Bases 1 to 756 code for a protein of 251 amino acids. Lineage: Eukaryota; Fungi; Ascomycota; Dothideomycetes; Pleosporales; Pleosporaceae. Gene Ontology annotation, biological process: lipid biosynthetic process; protein N-linked glycosylation. The record is from RefSeq and is a predicted model, not a curated record. The transcript is spliced from 3 exons. Gene Ontology annotation, molecular function: dolichyldiphosphatase activity. Gene Ontology annotation, cellular component: endoplasmic reticulum membrane; intracellular membrane-bounded organelle.
AUGGACACGGCAGGUGCACCCUUCACUCUUGACACGCUUCACCUCCCACGUGAAGUUGCUAUGGAGGCCCCUCCGCUUGCGUCGCUGUCCCUGACGCAUGUCCACUAUAAUCCCGCCGACCGCGUCUCCUACCUCUGCGCAUGGCUUGCGCUUGUGCCCCAGGGACUCUGCGUCGUCUAUGCGACGCUGAUAUGGUCAAAUCGCGAGAUUGAGAUAUUUCUCAUGUUCGCAGGCCAAAUGGCGUGUGAAGCGCUCAACUGGGUUCUGAAGAGAUACAUCAAGGAAGAGCGGCCGCGGGAAAUGCAUGGAAAGGGCUACGGAAUGCCCUCCUCGCAUGCCCAGUUCGUCUCCUUCUUCUCCGUCACCCUAGGCCUGUUUCUCCUCUUUCGGCACGUCCCACACCCGACCGAAACCCACACCCCCUUCUCCUUCGGCGGUCGCGUCCUCCUUUCGCUUCUAGCAAUGGUUUGCGCAGGAGCUGUAGCAGCAAGCAGGAUAUACUUGAGCUACCAUACACCAAAGCAAGUGGUGGUCGGAUGUGCCGCCGGAGCCCUCUUCGCUCUAGCUUGGUUCGGCUUCACCACCUUCUUGCGGAAGGCCGGUUGGAUAAACUGGGCUCUCGAGACCUGGGUCUUGAGGACGUUGCGCGUGCGAGAUCUCGUAGUACAAGAAGAUCUCGUUGAUUCUGGCUGGGCACGCUGGGAAGACCGAAGGAAACGGCAGGUCUUCCAAGUCCAGGGUAAGAAAAGCAGGUGA